Molecule: messenger RNA, 1689 nt
Organism: Peronospora farinosa
Lineage: Eukaryota; Oomycota; Peronosporomycetes; Peronosporales; Peronosporaceae
Source: the annotation of a GenBank genome assembly
AUGGGCUUUUGCGGCGAGUGUGGCUCGUAUCUGGCUCCGGAUUUACAAACGUCCUUCUGUCCUAACUGCAAUGAAGCGAUUCCUGGCGCUGCUCCGGCCCCCAUACGUCAUGUGACGUUCGCAUCGACAGAGGACGUGGAAAGUGCGCGUCAGGCACGUGAACUGGCCGAGCGACGCGUUCAGGAAGCCAAGAAUUACGCCAAUACCAGUCAAAAGGAGGCGUCCAAUGCUAUGACGCAGUACGAGGCGCAACAGCGGGCUCAAGUGGAGGCCCAAGCAGCUCGUGACAAUGAGAUGCGUGCUUUGUCAGCAGAGAAUGAGAGGCGAGCCAUUGAUGCGCAGCGGGAUGAAGCGACGCGACGUCGUGAGGAAGCGGAGCGUCAAGCUCAAGAAGCACGGGAUCGAGCAGAAGCCAUGAGACUGUCGGCUCAGAACGCAAUCUCGGACUAUGAAGCGCAGCAACGAGCGGCUGUGGAGCGUGAAAACGCACGUAUACAACAGGAUCUGGAGUCGCAGAGACAGCAGCAUCUACAGGUGGCACAGGCGGCUCGUGAACGACGAGAAAAUGCCGAACGAAUGGCCAAGGAGAAGCUCGCGAGGGCAGAAAAAUUGCGUGCGGAAGCGCAGGCUGCACAGGAAGAAUUGAAGAAACAAGAAGCGAAACGUGCGGCAAAAGAGAAACAGAAAGUAGAAGCUAGAAGAUUGAGAGAAGAGCUGGCACGACGGGAAGCAAACCGACGUCAGGCAGAGGAAGAAGCACGGAAGGCAUUUGAAGCGAAGCGACAAGAGGAGCAAAUUCGACAGGAAGCUAAAAGACAGGAGGAUCAGCUACGUCAAGAAGCUAUGCGACUAUCGACACUGUCUGUCUCUGCUAGUGCUUCUGCCCCUGCAGCGUCCAGCUCAUGUGUGAGCUGCCGUGCAGCGCUAAAGCCAGCGCAGAAGUUCUGUUUACAGUGUGGAACUAAAGUGGCUGCCGCUGGUUUUGCAUCCAGCAAUAGCUUCACAUCGCCGGCCUCAUCUACUUCCAACAGCAGCUUUUUUCCAGUUCCGCUACCGCGUACGAAUUCAUCUGCAUCCAACUCAUCUACGUCGUCUUCACUUCCUGGUAAUGAGCACAGCUGUUCGUCGUGCCAUUUCACGCUCAAACCGACACAGAAAUUCUGCCCAAAGUGCGGCACGAAGGUGGUUGCAACUGCUUCACCUCCCGUUCCAGUGACAGCCUCAUUACCUGUGUCAUCUACUAGCUCGGCAGCCUCAAGUACUUGCACAAAGUGCAGCCAGUAUCUGAAACCGACCCAGAAAUUUUGUCUGCAUUGUGGAACGAAAGUGAUCGCAACUACGACACCUGCUACCCCAUGUCCGAGUCUCUCAUCGUCGUUAUCAUCAGUGUCGUCGUAUACUUCCGUACCGCUGUCGUCCCCAAUCCAUACGUCGGAAUCUUGGUCAGCGUCCUCCUCCCAGCUCAACACUAAAAAUUGUCCGACUUGCAGCAAGGAAUGUAAGUCUACGGCCAAAUUUUGCAUGGGCUGUGGCUUUAACUUCGCCAAGCGCGACGAAGAAGAAGUUGCACGUAACAUGGAGAUUGCACGUCUGCGUCAACAACGAAUUCGAGACCAAGAGCAGCAGCAGCGUAACCAGGCCUCGCUUAUAGCCAACCAGGCGGCACAAGCUCACCAGCCAUCAUGGUAA